Daldinia childiae is the source of this 873-nucleotide messenger RNA. Its product is annotated as Phosphomutase-like protein 3. Gene Ontology annotation, cellular component: cytoplasm. Bases 1 to 873 code for a protein of 290 amino acids. Gene Ontology annotation, molecular function: phosphatase activity. The record is from RefSeq and is a predicted model, not a curated record. The transcript is spliced from 3 exons. Lineage: Eukaryota; Fungi; Ascomycota; Sordariomycetes; Xylariales; Hypoxylaceae.
AUGGCGAUAGAUAGCACAUCGUUCCAGGUUGUUCCGGGAUUCUUCCGCCACUACGAGGAGCCCACCGGGCCACAAUUCCGAGCGAUAACGUUACCAAACAUGGGCUUGAUCGAUCGCGCCUAUGAGACGGACGCAGCCUUCGACCCAGAAGGCAAAAAGACACAAUGGGAACGAUUCGUCCGUUUCCUAGAACAUAAGAACGAGCAAGGACAGGGCCGAGUCCAGUAUAAGUUGAUUUUCCUUAUCAGACAUGGUCAAGGCUACCAUAAUCUUAAGGAGGCCGAAGUAGGGCGACAUGAGUGGGAGACGUUUUGGUCGCAUAUUAACGGCGAUGACCGUACCGUUUGGGCUGACUCUCAGCUGACGGAAAAGGGGAAGCAGCAAGCACAAGCACUAAAUGACUUCUGGCGGAACGCGAUCGCAACAGGAAUGCCGACACCACAGAAGUACUAUACAAGUCCUCUUGCUCGUUGUCUCGCGACGACUAGCAUCACAUACUCAGGUCUAAACGUAACAGCCGAUCAACCUUUUAAACCAAUUAUUAAGGAGAAUCUGCGGGAGCGUUUCGGAAAGCACACCUGUGAUCGUCGCAGCACGAGAAGCUGGAUUGCGGACAAUUACCCUAGUUUCCAAAUCGAACCUUCCCUUAGCGAAGCCGAUGAAUUAUGGCAAUCAGACCGUCGGGAGACAGAGAAAGAGAUUGCUGACCGAGUGAGAACCCUCCUGCGUGACAUCUUCAGUAGAGAUGAUAAGUUCAUCCUCUCAUUCACGGCACACUCGGGUUUCCUCAGGGCUCUAUACGGUGUUAUUGGCCAUCCUGAUGUUUGGGUAUCAGCAGGCGCUACAGUGCCUGUUUUGAUUAGAGUAUCGUAG